Engraulis encrasicolus (European anchovy) is the source of this 1320-nucleotide messenger RNA. RefSeq names its product coiled-coil domain-containing protein 74B. The coding region runs from base 226 to 960 and encodes 244 amino acids. The transcript is spliced from 9 exons. The record is from RefSeq and is a predicted model, not a curated record. NCBI's taxonomy places the organism in Eukaryota, Metazoa, Chordata, Actinopteri, Clupeiformes, Engraulidae.
UAAACAUCAGUCCGCAUUCGUACCAGGAAGUCAGAGUAGCUGCUCAACCGAGACAGGAUAGAGAGGAGAAGAGCUCAUAACAAUCUACCACCUCUGCGACACCUCCCCCACUGGUCCCGAGUUGGUACCCUGGACAAGAGACUGCAGCGCCCCAAAGAGUGCGUCCCCAAUGCCCCCCACCUGGGCGGGAAGGCCAAGGGACCAGCGGUGCGCCAGGACGUCGACAUGAGCCGGAUCGCCUCGCUGGAGAAGGACGUGGUCUUCCUGCAACAGCAGCACCGGGACACACUGGGGAAACUACACAAGGAAAUAGAUGUGCUGAAGCGCCUCAAUAAAGAGCUGCAGUAUAAACUGAUCAUGGGGCCUAAUCAGCAGCAGCCCAGACGAGAGAGUGGUUCCUCCCCCACUCCACUAGAGGGCAUCAGUGAUAGUGAGCAGCUCCCCGCGCAGCAGGGCCCUGACAGACACCCACACGAGCCGCGCAGUCUGGACGUGGCCCCGGGCGUGUGUGGUGUUGGAGGGCCCCCCCCCAGUAACCCCCCUGUGGGCCCCCUGAUCUCGCUGAGCCCCCUGCGCGUCCACAAUGGGGGCCCCACGCCCCCCCGGCCCCCCACCCUGCGCGAGUGUGAGGCCAUCAUACAACAGCUGUGUCACGCCAACAAACUGCAGGCACACGAGCUGAGCCACCUGAAGGGAGCGUUGAGAGGGAUGGUGAUGAACCACGAAGUACCAGCUGAGGCCAGAAGCACACACCUCUACAUGGAGCGCAGCGGGGAUGCUUCAGAGAAGUUCCCAAAGAUCCCUCAGAGGGCUGCAGCUCCCAGAAGGCUUCCGCAGGGCAGCGGUGCUGAUCGUGUGGUUCUGCCGUCUAUUCGUCCGAGCUGCAGCAGCCUGACGCAGAGACAACGCCGAGCACAAGACACACACAAGACACGCCUACGCAAACCUGUCAACUCAUAAACACACACACACACACACACACACACACACACACACACACACACACACACACACACACACACACACACACACAAGACACACCUACGCAAACCUGUCAACUCAUAAACACACACACACACACACACACACAGGACACACACACACACACACACACACACACACACACACACACACACACACACACACACACACACACACACACACACACUUUUUUGCCCAGGCAAACCAUCUCCAAUAGGGGUGGGUGAUUAUUUUGGUACAAGAGUGAUGUGUGUGUGUUAGAAUGCUGACCAAAGCCAGAUGUUGCAGGCUAGUUGCCUGUAUCAAUAAUAAGAAAUAAAAUGCACUGAUACACUCUAA